AUGGCUGAGGAAACCACUCCUCCCGCUCAGGCGCCUGCUGCUGCGUCCGAGGAGCCCGAGACCAACAUGGAGGCCGAAGCUCAAGACGUUGACGUUGACGCUGGCGCUGAAGCGUUAAUAAACCUUACUAUCGUCUUGCCCGACGCCAAUGCUAGCAAGAUGCAGAUUAUGGUCUCUUCUCAAGAACAGGUUCACGAGAUUCGACAGUCCAUCAUUGACCUUCCCUCCGCAUUCCAGUACACUUGCUUCCACCUCGAGUUUAACGGCAAGAAGAUCAACGACUUCAUUCCCCUCUCUGAAAUCCCUGACCUUGGCACUACUCCUGAAUUCCAUGUUGUUGAGGACCCAUAUACCGAGAAGGAAGCUCGCAUCCACUUUGUCCGCAUUCGAGAGCUUAUCGGUGCCUCUGGAGACCGAUGCGACACGGCCCAGGGCCUUCUUCCGGGACUGUCUCUCUUCGAAACUGUCGCCACAGAGGCCGUCAGCAACAACGAGUCGACUGAGGAGUCACCCAUUCAGAACUACGAUUUCCAGGCUGUACCCUCUCUAACCGAGUUGGUCCCUCCUCCCUCUGAGCCCGCUCCCAAGACAGUGAAGCAGAUCUCCUUGUCUUCCUGGAAUCCUCCUCCUCCUCACCUCCGACAGCGUGGCCACUUGCUCUACUUAGUUGUCUCCACCAACGAAGGCGAGCAAUAUCAGAUCACCUCUCACGUUUCGGGCUUCUUCGUCAACAAGUCAUCCAACGCCAAAUUCGAUCCCUUCCCUCGUGCGGCACCCAAAGGGCAGUCAGCUCACUCUUUGCUGAGCCUGAUCGAGCUGGUCUCUGCGUCCUUCGCCGAGUCCUUCGCCAAACUCCAGGACUACAACAACCAACGCGACCCUCUCGCCACUUUCCAAAUCACCAACGCUAUUCCCGCUGCUCCUUGGGUGGUUCCCUCUCCUAACUCGACACUUUGCACACAUCUUCCUGAUCCUGCACGAUCUCAGGAGACCUACCUCCUUAAUGGUGUUGAGAACACCGACACUCUGCGGGACUGGAAUGAAGAGUUCCAGUCAGCGAAGGAACUUCCUCGCGAGACUGUUCAGGAUCGUGUCUUCCGAGAACGACUUGUUUCUAAGCUCUUUGCCGAUUAUAAUGAGGCUGCUACUCGAGGCGCCGUCAUGGUCGCACGGGGUGACAUUGCUCCUUUGAACCCCACAGAAUGCAGAGAUGCUCAAAUAUUUGUCUAUAACAACAUAUUCUUCUCCUUCGGUGCUGACGGUGUUGGUACAUUCACUUCCGAGGGUGGUGAUGAGGCGGCUCGUGUCGCUACUGGCAAAGAUGUCGCUGGUGUGAAGCUCGUCAACCAAUUGGAUAUUGAGGGACUUUUCACUCCUGCCACCGUGGUUGUUGACUACCUUGGCAAGCGAAUUGUUGGUCAGAGCAUUGUUCCCGGUAUUUUCAAGCAGCGCGAACCUGGUGAGAACCAAAUCGACUACGGUGCUGUGGACGGCAAGGACAUCGUCGCCGCUGAUGAGAGGUUCGCUCCCGGCUUUGCUCAGCUGUCCAAGGCCCUGAAGGUCAAGAAGCAUCCUGUUUGGGACAAGGAGGGCAAGCGAUUUGACUUGGAGGCCAGUGUGGAGACCAAGGGUCUGUUAGGUACAGACGCCCGCAAGUAUGUCUUGGAUCUAUACCGUAUCAGCCCCCUCGACAUUGCCUGGCUGGAUGAAGAUGGCCUUCCUGAGGAUGGCGAUGCCUACCCUCACCGCAUGACGGUCCUCCGACCGGAGCUUGUCGACUCAUUCUCGCGAUACAAGCUGAAGCAGUGGGUAGAUAAAGAGGUUGCCCGUCGAGCUGAGCAAAAGAAAGAGAAGGAGGGGGAGAUCAGGGCUGCAGAGGGAGACGCCAAGGGAGACGCCAAGGGUGAAGAGGGCGAGGGCGAGGGCGAAGCCUCCAAGGAAGAGGAUAACCAGCCCAACCUAUCAGACUUCAAGUUCGCCCUUAACCCUGACGCUUUCAGUGGCCAAGUUCCUCAGACUGGUGAAGAGAAGGCCGAGUUUGCCGCUGAUGAGGAAGAGGUUAGGGCAGCUGGAAAAUAUCUCCGCGAACAGGUCAUCCCUGACCUGCUCAAGGAUCUUUCCGAGUCCGAGAUCAGCUUCCCCAUGGAUGGCCAGUCAUUGAGCCGACUUCUACACAAGCGCGGUAUCAACGUCAGAUACCUCGGUAAGGUUGCUGAGCUCUCUAGUGAUGGCCGACUCCGAUGCUUGCGCGACAUUUGCGUCCAGGAUAUGGUUGCCCGAGCCUUCAAGCAUAUUUCUGCUGUUUACCUCCGACACCUACCAGUCCCUGCUGUUCCUGCUGCUGUUUCUCAUCUCCUCAACUGUCUGCUUGGACAUAGGUUCAAUGAGAAGCCUAUUGCUGAGCUCGAUCCUUCCAUCCGCAGUCUCUACACUGAUGCCGACUGGUCUUUCGAGAAGGUUACACCUGAGAGUCUGCGGGAGAACAUUGAGGAGCAGAUCCUCCAGCGAUUCCGAUAUGAGCUCGACGAGGAGUGGCACAACCAGGUUCGCCCUGUGCAACUUCUUCGUGAGGUGUCGUUGAAGAUUGGUGUUCAGCUACUAGCCAAGGACUACAGUUUCACUGCUGAGACUGCUGCUGCUGCUGUUGCCGCCACCAAUGCUGAAGCUGCUCCUGUAAAGGUCGAGAAGCCUGUUACCAACGGCCAGACCAACGGAGAAACUGGUAGCAGCAAGAAAAAGAAGAAGAGCAAGGCUCGUGAGGCUUCUCCUGUUGAGGCUGCCGCCCCAGCCAAUGUGCAUACUUUCAGUCCCGAAGACGUCAUUGACCUCGUACCUUUAAUCAAGGACUCGUGUCCUCGCAGCGCCCUCGCAGAAGAGGCGCUUGAGGCUGGCCGUAUAUCUCUUCUCCAAAACCAGAAGAAACUGGGCCAGGAGCUCCUCCUGGAAUCCCUUUCCCUACACGAGCAGAUUUAUGGUAUCUUGCAUCCCGAGGUCGCUCGUGUCUACAACAGCCUAUCCAUGCUCUACUACCAGCUCGAUGAGAAGGAGGCUGCUGUUGACCUUGCUCGCAAAGCUAUCAUCGUCGCUGAGAGGACCGUUGGUGUCGACUCAGCCGAGACUCUCCUUAACUACCUCAACCUGAGCCUGUUCCUCCACCAGAUUGGUGACAGCAAGGGUGCUCUUGUGUACUCCAAACACGCUCUCAAGAUGUGGAAGGUCAUUUAUGGCCCUGAUCAUCCUGAUUCUAUCACAACACUCAACAAUGCUGCUGUGAUGCUCCAGAACCUCAAGGCUUACCACGAGUCUCGACUCUGGUUCGAGGAGUCACUGCGCGUAUGCGAGUCUGUUUUCGGCAAGCAAUCGAUCAACUCUGCAACCCUCCUCUUCCAGCUGGCUCAGGCUCUUGCUCUAGAUCGCGACUCAAAGGGAGCUGUUACUCGCAUGCGAGAGUCUUAUAACGUCUUCCUUGCUGAACUUGGACCUGAGGACAAGAACACCAAGGAGGCCGAGAGCUGGUUGGAGCAGCUCACCCAGAAUGCUGUCAACAUUGCCAAGCAUGCUAAGGACGUUGCUGCUCGAAGACUUCGAACGGGUGUUCGGUUUACCACCAAUCCCUCAAGCUUGGCGGCUUCCAAUGCUACUGUCCCCGGCCGCACGGGACCUGGUUCACAAGUUGACUCCCGCAGCAUUGAUGAGCUUAUCAAGUUCAUUGAGGGUGGUGAACAUCAGCAGACCAAGAAGCGAACUGGCCGUGGAAACCCUAAGAGGCGAGGCCAAGCUGGAGCGCGAUAG
Messenger RNA from Fusarium mangiferae, 3792 nucleotides. RefSeq lists its product as uncharacterized. The record is from RefSeq and is a predicted model, not a curated record. The transcript is spliced from 4 exons. Lineage: Eukaryota; Fungi; Ascomycota; Sordariomycetes; Hypocreales; Nectriaceae. Gene Ontology annotation, molecular function: mRNA binding; protein binding. Bases 1 to 3792 code for a protein of 1263 amino acids. Gene Ontology annotation, biological process: intracellular distribution of mitochondria. Gene Ontology annotation, cellular component: cytoplasm.